AUGAAGAAAGAUUUGAUCAGGGACGUCGACACCUUUUUCAACAACCAGGACACCUACAGAAAGCUCAAGGUACCAUGGAAACGAGGCGAAAUUUUCUGGGGCCCUCCAGGUUGUGGAAAAACCAUUAGUAUUAAAGCUUUGAUGCACUCACUCUACAAGCGCAAGGAUCCAGUUCCUACUCUCUAUGUUAGAUCGCUUGCUGGGUAA
Aureobasidium musti is the source of this 207-nucleotide messenger RNA. Lineage: Eukaryota; Fungi; Ascomycota; Dothideomycetes; Dothideales; Saccotheciaceae. The record is from the annotation of a GenBank genome assembly.